AUGAAGAAGCAAAGACAGGAGGGCAUACUUAUUCUCGAAGACAUUCUGUCAAUCACCGAAGAGCUCUUGGUACUAUCAAAAAUAGCGCCAAACGACAAAGAGAAAGACAUACACAGAGAAAUAAAGGAGGGGUUUCAGCUGAAAACAAAGACCGAGCUGCUAGUGGCGGCUGUGUCGUCUCUGUACGAUAUCAUUCUGGAAAUAGAAACAGACCAAGAGUCCAACCGGCUGUGGAAGAAGGCCGAAGACAAAUCUCCACACAUAAAACAGAAAACACAAAAUAAACAAAACCUGAUGGCGUAUUUAGAUACGAUACAAGAAACAAAAAAAGAAGAAAGCAGAACAGAGUCAUCACCUGCUGCCAGUAUUAUAGAUAGCACUGAUUAG
Molecule: messenger RNA, 387 nt
Organism: Nematocida minor
Lineage: Eukaryota; Fungi; Microsporidia
Exons: 1
Coding region: 1-387 (128 amino acids)
Source: RefSeq, a predicted model, not a curated record